Molecule: messenger RNA, 1278 nt
Organism: Closterium sp. Yama58-4
Lineage: Eukaryota; Viridiplantae; Streptophyta; Zygnematophyceae; Desmidiales; Closteriaceae
Source: the annotation of a GenBank genome assembly
AUGUUCGAUUCCGACUCCGAGUCGUCUCUUGCCGAACAAAAAUCACGCCAAUCUCACGGGCCGUCCGCGCUCUUCAUUCCCCAAUCCGCAUACGUCGUGAAAGCCAUGGCGCAUCGCCUCGCGGCGUCCCUGAAGUUUCGGCGCGCGGCGCAGCAGGUGAUGGAGGGCGUGCUCCCGCGCGGCGCCAACCUCGGCGGAACUUCUGAUGGCGCCGCCCCGGCAGGAGCGAGAAGCGGGAGCGCAGAGCAGGCGGAGACAGCAGCACGGCCGAUGCUGGAGCGUGGGGAGCCGCAGCGACACGGUGACAAGCAUCGACAGCAUGAGGAGCAUGGCACGGGCCGCCGCUCUUUCCAGACCUCCCCCGUCGGCCCCUCCCUCUACUCCCGCCGCGUUAGCCGCUCAGCUUCCCUCACUCUUCCCCACAUCUCUCCACCCAUUCCUUCCUCACAUUCCCACGCUCUCUCCUCCGACUCCUUUCCUCCUUUACCCUCUUCCCCACCCGCCGCCACGCUCCCAGCUGCCGCCUCUUCUUCACGCCCUCCCUCCUUCACCGCGUCUCCCGCACACUCCCAUGACUACCCGGCCCUUCACUUCCCCUCCGCCCGCCCGUCACCACCAACCGGUGCACCAGCCACGCUUGUGCUCCUCCCCAGAUUCAGCGCACCUGUCCAGCGCCCAACCCUAACACACAGUCGUCUCACAAGCCCAGCUGUAAACCCUCCAUCCAUCCUCAAAACGAGCCAUUCUUGCCCGGACCAUCUGAACUCUACCGAACCAGAUUGCCUGGCUGGGCUGAGCUUAACUCCAAAGCGCUCCUGCCUGAGUCAAGGCCGAACCUGCCGCAGCCAGAAGUCAGGAGCCUCAAGCCCGGAGCAAGGUGCAGGUCCGAGGCUGGUUCGGCGUGUGUCGUUCAACAGCAUUGUGCGUGUGCGGCGAUUCAUCGAGCUUCCUCCUGAUGCCGACAGCUACUGCAGCGACAGUGUCAGCUUCCUGCCUCUAUACGCGCCCCCUCUGUCCCCUACUCCCCCUCUUCCUCCUCUUCCCCCCUUUUCCACUCCUCCCCAUCUUCCCCCUCCUCCCCAUCUUCCCCAUCCUCCCCAACUUCCCCCUCCUCCCACUCCUCCCUAUCCUUUCCCUCCUCCCCUUCCUGCGCCUCAUACCCCUCCUCUCCUCGUUCCCCCUCCCCUUCCUCUUCCUCGCAUUCACCCCACUGCCCCGCACCCCCACCUGCCCACAUGCGCAAGUGUCUGCCCCCGUCGCCCACGGCCAGAAGGCUGA